AUGUAGUCGUACGGUGUCUGGCAGCCAUUCAGAAAAGACUUGCCUCUUCAGAAAACGUAUUUACAAGUUAGCGGACUUCCUGGGCGUCAAACGUUAUCUGUCAGUUGAAACUGUUGCAUCUACAGCAUCACACGCUCGCCUCAGGUGUUUGUUUUUACCGAGGUUGAUUGAAAGCCACUUCUCUGAGUCAGAGAUGGAGAAACUAGAGACCUCAGAGCUUCAGUCCAGACUGUCAUCCCUGUCCGUCUCGUCUUUCCCUGGUGUAACCUCAAAACACUGUGAAGCUAACCCUUUAAACAGACUUCAGAGCACAGACCUUUCCCGGACAGUAAUCCAACCGGACAGCCAAGCUAACAUGGAUGGUAACAGCGAAUCCGCUCCGUCUCCGGAGGAGCCCAGCGCAUCUCUGGGGACGACAGAAGCGGGCGACUCGCAGGAGAGCAGUACUUCACACCCCGGGGAGAAAAAAGCUCUUCCUCCGAUGAAAGCAGCGUCCACGUGGACCUCCGCGGCUCUGAAGGAGCUGAAGACCAAGCUGCGUCAGGAGAAGGACUGCGUGGUGACGGUGUACCGCGGCGACACGAUGAGCGUCCACGUGCCCACCGUCCCCGAGGCCAAGCACGUGUGCUGGGAGUUCGCCACCGAUGGCUACGACAUCGGUUUUGGGGUUUACUUCGACUGGUCACCGGUCACCAGCCGGGCCAUUACGGUCCACAUUAGCGAAUCCAGUGACGAUGAGGAUGAAGACGAUGACCUGGAAGUCCCCCCGGUUCCUGGAGAUGUUGAGAAGGGCUCUAAAUCAGUUGCCAACUCGAACUUGGGCGAGAUCCUGCCCGUGUACCGUCAGGACAGUCAUCUGGCGGUUCAGAGCGGGAGCCACGAGUUUCCAGGAGAAGGGACGUACCAGCUGAAGUUCGACAACUCGUACUCGCUGUGGAGGAACAAGACUCUGUACUACAGAGUGUACUACAGUGCCUGAGAAUCAAGGGCAUAUUUAAACCGAAGGUUUCAGUGAUACUGGUUUUGAUCCGAUGUAUUAAAUCACUGUAUAAUUCUUGCUUUUGUUGAUCUGUGCUUUUCAUUUUAUCCAAGCCCUCUCAUAGAUCAAAAAAAAGACAUGUAUUCAAAAUGAUUGGGGAUCAUGAGGCUCAUGAUACGUGCAAUGUGUUUUAUGUGGCUUUAGAUGUUGUGUGCAAGAUGUUAUGUUUCAUAUAAAUGCUCCAUGUUUCCUAAGUGUGUUGUCUGACACCACAAGCGAACUGUGGCAUCGUAUAUCAGGGACUACGGAGUAAUCAGGGAACAGAUAUGGGUGGUGAAGCGGGUCGACACAAUUCAAAGCAAGGAAUCAAUGUCCGUGAUGUGGCAGACGCCACUGUUGAUUCAGGGAAUGAUAUAGGAGUGUUUUCUGUUUGUUUGGUUGUUGUUUUAAUGCAUUGAGCAGCGCAUGGAAUGGCCUCUGAGGUCCCACACACACUAUUUCUAACAUACUGGGUUUGUUUUCUCCGCCAUAAGACACUGGAAGCCACAGCUAGUUUAGAUAUGUUUUUAUGGCAGUCGUAUAACAGUACUGAGAUGACUGUCACUUCAGUCACCUGGGUUACUACUCGUGGGAAUUGUCAAAGCUAGCUUGUUUACAACGUUAAACCAUUUCCUGCCACAAAGGCUCAUUUGUCACAUAACUGAUUCAAUAUUUGCUUGUCCCAGGCUCUUGUUUGGCAUGAUUUAGGGGUGUUUGGCAUCAGUAUAAGACAUAAUGCUGAAGGCCAGUUGAAGAGGUUUUAUUUCCAUUUAUGUUCUUGGCUGAUGCAUCUUGACCAGAAUGACUUCUAGCGAAGGUUUUAUGAUUUGUUUUGCUUGUAAGACGUGCAAUAUGCCACACUAAGUGCUGCCAGCAGGGGUUUUAGUAUAGUAUUUUGUUUCCUUCAGAUAACUCUUCUUGAUUAUAUGAAAACCAAAUCAUGCUGUGAAUGUGCACCGUAUGAGUUUCUUUCUGUACCUCAAUUAUUUGCAUGUCUGGAGAGACGGUUGCAUUGUGCUGCUGAGGUACACCGUUCUGCCCAUGUGUGUUUCUGCUUGUCCUCCUCCUCUGUGUCUUGUUUGUAUAUGCAUAGGAUAUGUGUUUGUCAUCCCUGGUUUGCGUUUGUUUCAUUUCUGUUUGUUUUCCACAAUAAACAUUAAGAGUGAAAUCGG
Carassius auratus (goldfish) is the source of this 2190-nucleotide messenger RNA. RefSeq names its product protein TMED8-like. The record is from RefSeq and is a predicted model, not a curated record. Gene Ontology annotation, cellular component: Golgi membrane. Lineage: Eukaryota; Metazoa; Chordata; Actinopteri; Cypriniformes; Cyprinidae. Bases 194 to 979 code for a protein of 261 amino acids. The transcript is spliced from 7 exons.